AUGGAGUCUGAGAAACCAAGUUUCGAACCGUUUCGGCUGUUUUCAUCAUCAGGGUCGGGAUUUCUUGAACAAUCAGAGCCCCCUCUUCCCCCUCCGCCUCCUUGCGUCGAAGUGUUGCCCUCCGAGAUUUUGCCCUCUGUGAAGUACACUGUGGAGCCAGUGGAGUUGGGUGGACUUACUUUCCUCAAGGGCCGCGUUAGUACUCAAGAGGUUUUCACGCUAUCCAACUCCGAUUUAGUUCCUGGGAAAUAUGAAGGGGGAUUAAAGCUAUGGGAAGGUUCUCUUGAUCUAGUUAAAGCUCUUAGCUCUGAAGUUCAAAAUGGACAUUUAUCGUUUACCGGUAAACGAGUUUUAGAGCUUGGUUGUGGUCAUGGACUUCCUGGUAUCUUUGCUUGCCUUAAGGGUGCAGCUGCCAUUCAUUUCCAGGACUUCAAUGCGGAGGUCCUGCAGUGUCUCACCAUACCUAAUGUAAAUUCAAAUGUUCCAAGCUUCCAACCCCCAGCACUGCAAGUUACAAAGUGUGAUGCGGGGAUGGAAAUUCGUUUUUUUGCUGGCAACUGGCGUGAAAUCCAUAAGCUUCUUCCCUAUGCACAAAACAUUGAGAAGGAUUUUAAUGUGAGUACAGGGAAAAGUCUAGAUGCUCAGUAUGAUAUUAUUUUAAUGGCAGAGACAGUUUACUCGAUCUCUGCUCUCCCACAUCUCUAUGAACUCAUAAAGAAGUGCAUAACUCCUUCUCAUGGAGUAGUAUACAUGGCUGCCAAGAAGCAUUAUUUUGGAGUUGGUGGGGGAACUCGAAGGUUCCUAUCUAUUGUGGAGAAAGAUGGGGUCUUGGCUUCUAGCAUGGUCGCUGAAGUUGCAGAUGGUUCUUCUAAUGUCCGAGAGGUAUGGAAGCUUUCGUUUAAGUAG
Molecule: messenger RNA, 906 nt
Organism: Prunus armeniaca (apricot)
Lineage: Eukaryota; Viridiplantae; Streptophyta; Magnoliopsida; Rosales; Rosaceae
Source: the annotation of a GenBank genome assembly